GAAGGUUGCAGUGGCAAGCCAGCUGGCACCGGAAUUCUUCACCAAACUUUCGAAGCAAGACAUCCGGGACAUGUUCGCCCGCAUGGACACUGAUUGCUCCGGUGGCAUAUCCUUCAACGAGUGGGUGGCAGCGAUUGCAGCAUGCCGAGAAGAAGUUUACAUGACGGAGAAGCUGGAGCAGGAGACUGCAAUUGCAGCAGUGAUGGGCGAUGCAGCGGCUGCCAUGGAUGAGGUGCUCGAGGACUGGACAGGGGAGUUCGAGCUCCAGAGGUUUAUCUCCGCCUUCCAGACCAACAGCGCUUUUUUGCAGAAAGUCUCCCAUGCAACAGGCUUGCCUGUCGAAGAAUACCAGCGACUGCAGGCUAGUGAUCUCAAAGAUCUCUUCGAUGCUUUGGACAUGGACUUCUCCGGGACUGUUUCCUUCAGCGAGUUCGUAGAAGGACUGGCGGCCAUCCGAAGGGCUCACGAGGCUGCGAUUCUGGAAGAGGUGCCCAGCCCUACAGCGUCUCGCAAGGUGGUCAAGGAUGCCAUGGUCCAGGGUGCCCCGGAAGGGAUGGAUAUCAUUACGCCCACUGGCCUCAGGCAGUUGAUGUGUCUUCUAGAUGCUGACCGGUGGACUCCUGCCAAGCUCGACAAGCUCAUUGCGGGCCUGCCGUGGACGAACGGAACCCUUCCGCUAAGCAAACUGGUGGACUUGCUGUGCCUAGCCCGCAACUGGGCCUCUGCCACAGCAGACAGGUCACUCCCGUACUGUGCCUCUUGUUCUUCACAUCUGCGCCUGCCCUCCGGUUCUCCGACCUUAGAGAGGAACAUCUCGAACAACCUUCAGUCAACCAACGGAGGCAGUGAAAAGGGGACCCUUUCAUUGUACCUUGUACCAUGCAUGGCGUUGGCCACGGACGAGUUGGAUCGGGUCGCAGUCACAUUCUGUCAAGUGCGAAGGGGAAUGUAA
Symbiodinium necroappetens is the source of this 952-nucleotide messenger RNA. The record is from the annotation of a GenBank genome assembly. NCBI's taxonomy places the organism in Eukaryota, Dinophyceae, Suessiales, Symbiodiniaceae.